This is a messenger RNA of Lampris incognitus (smalleye Pacific opah), 4425 nucleotides long. Its product is annotated as growth factor receptor-bound protein 10-like. The transcript has 17 exons. Gene Ontology annotation, biological process: negative regulation of Wnt signaling pathway; insulin receptor signaling pathway; negative regulation of insulin receptor signaling pathway. Lineage: Eukaryota; Metazoa; Chordata; Actinopteri; Lampriformes; Lampridae. The coding region runs from base 342 to 2078 and encodes 578 amino acids. Gene Ontology annotation, molecular function: insulin receptor binding. The record is from RefSeq and is a predicted model, not a curated record.
AGUUGUUUGCCCCGCGCGCGCGUGUAUGCAUGCGUGUGUGUAUGCGUGUGUGUGCGUGUGCGUGUGUGUGUGCGUGUGCGUGUGUGUGUAUCCUCCUCGGUGUAUGAGAUGAGCUGCCUGCGGUCUCCGCCGCCGCUCCGUCUCUCGGCUCCCUCCAGUAGAGAAUGGUCACACCGCGCCGCCGGUCCUAGUCUCUCAUUCAGCACUUUUUUCCGACUUGUCUUCUUCCUUAUUUGAGGUCCCGUCAGAGUGGCCAGGCUCUGAGGUGCUGUUCUGUCCAUUGCCAAUCGAAAGUGAGCCAGCUGUGUGAAGAGAAAGACAAGUACUGAACGGCAAAGAGAAUGGCUGUGGCCGGGUGUCCGGAUUAUUUCCUGCACCAUCCAAAUUAUCAGCAGGACAAUGUAGACCGGUCCACCAAUCACAGACAAGCAGCUGAUCUCAUCGCUCCAAGCUUCCAGCAGUCAACCAAUCAGAGUUCUCCUCACCACCAAGAGGAUGAUGUCGAUUUAGAAGCCUUGGUGAAUGACAUGAACUCUUCACUGGAGAGCCUCUACUCCACCUGCAGCAGUCAGCAGCCUGAGUCCACCCCGCUUCUGCACAACGGGCAGACCUCUUCCUCGCACCACCAUCAUCUUCAUCACCAACAUCAUCACACGCACCACAACCCGCCGGGGAAGGGUUUGGACUCUCAUGCGCUCAGCCACGUUUCACCGGAGCCGCCCUCCUCCUCCUCAGAUUCCUCACAAACCAGCUUCCGGCGGUCACAGCCAAUGCACAUCCUCGCUGUCAGAAGGUUGCAAGAAGAGGAGCAGCAGUUGAGGACAUCAUCUCUCCCGGCCAUCCCCAACCCCUUCCCCGAGCUCUGCAGUCCAGCCAGUUCUCCUGUCCUUAGCCCCGGGUCCCUACCUCCAGGAGAGCCCUCCACUGGCAAAUAUAUUGUAAAGGUCUUCAGUGAAGACGGCCUGGGUAAAGUGGUGGAGAUCCCAGCAGACAUGACAGCCAGGGACCUGUGCCAGCUCCUGGUCUAUAAAAGCCAUUGUGUGGAUGACAACAGUUGGGCACUUGUUGAACACCAUCCGCUGCUAGGACUAGAGCGGUGUCUUGAAGACCACGAGCUGGUCGUUCAGGUCCAAGCCUCCAUGAAUAGCGACAGCAGAUUCCUCUUCAGGAAGAACUACGCCAAAUAUGAAUUCUUCAGAAAUCCCCUGACAUUUUUUCCCGAGCACAUGGUUGCGUGGUGCCAGGAAACCAACGGUACGAUUCCACCGUCUCAACUCCUGCAGAACUUCCUAGCUUCCAGUGGCUGCCCAGAGAUCCAAGGCUAUCUAUAUGUGAAGGAGUUGGGUAGGAAAUCAUGGAAGAAACUCUACUUGUUCCUGCGCCGCUCAGGACUCUAUUGCUCUACAAAAGGAACCUCUAAGGAGCCCAGACAUCUACAGUUACUUGCAGAUCUGGAGGACAGCAACAUCUUCUCUGUCAUCACGGGCAAAAAGCAGCACAGCGCGCCCACAGAAUAUGAGUUUUGUAUCAAGCCCAAUAAAGGCCGUGCGGAGUUAAAGGAGCUGAGGAUGCUGUGUGCGGAGGAUGAGCAGAGCAGGACCUGUUGGAUGACCGCCUUCCGACUCUUCAAGUAUGGGAUUGUACUGUACCAGAACUAUAAGAUUCCCCAGCAAAGAAAAACGUUGCUAUCACACUUCUCAGCACCUGUGCGGAGUGUGUCAGAGAAUUCCCUUGUGGCCAUGGACUUCUCAGGAAGGAUAGGCAGGGUGAUUGACAACCCUGUGGAAGCUCAGAGUGCUGCCAUGGAGGAGGGACAUGCCUGGAGGAAGAGGAGUCAGCGAAUGAACAUGCUGGGUUGCCACAGUCCACUGCACCACUCCUCACUAAGCUCAGUCAUCCAUGUAGCCCAGCUGUGGUUCCACGGCAGAAUAACCAGAGAGGAAUCCCAUCGUAUUAUCCAUCAGCAGGGACAAGUGGACGGGCUAUUUUUGCUCAGAGUCAGUCAGAGCAACCCCAAGGCAUUUGUGCUCACACUGUGCCAUCACCAGAAAAUCAAACAUUUCCAGAUUUUACCGUGAUGUUUUAAAGCAGGCUGGUGUCCAUCAUGUGCUGGUCAUCAUCAGUCCAAACAGACGCAAGUUGGAGAGUCGUCAGAUAAAAGUGACUCGGGGUUUCCCAAAGCAGCAGCAGCUCCAACUUCUUCCUUGUUGCUCUCUUCCCCGAGUCUGCUAUUGAUUGAUAGACGAAUAAAAUAACGUCAGAUCGUAUCCUUCAAUCGAGAGAAAACUAUCCAGCGACUGUUUGAUCGUCACUGUCUUGUGAUGACAUUUUUAAGCAAAGAAGAAUGCGGAAAGGAACGAGGAGUCACUUUGGCUACUGAUGUUUUGGGAAACGGGAUCCACGAGGCCUCAGACAUCUCACAUCUCCAUGUCUCACCCACAGCUGAGCUGAGUUCCCUUGCCUUGAGGAGAAAAGAUUAAACAUUCUAGAUGUAGGAGGAAAAUCCUAACGAACUGAAUUAUUUUCACAUGAAAUCUAGAUUUAGAUAUAAUAGUAUUUCCCCAACUAAGAGGUGUUGCCCCCAGUUAUUUCAUCUCAUGUUAGAAAUGUAUUAAUUUGAUGAUCCCUUUCAAACAGCAAAGCACAGUCAUGUCAUAAUGCUACAUAGUACAACAUGUCCCUACAAUGAUAUCAUGUUGGUUACUGAUACUUAUGUGACUGCAUCGACUCCCUUGAAAACCGGUUAAAAAUACUUUGGACAAAUAUACAUCCUCAGUUUAUGUCUUUUCAUUAGCUUUUCGAUACAGACGACUUCUGCAUUGUGUGUUGAGGACAUUUUCCUGGCGGGAGUUUGAAUCUUAUAAAUACACCUUUUUACAAGUUUGCUAUAAGUCACCUUGGGCGACUGAGAUAUCAGUGAAUUUGUAAUGCCAGCUAUUUUAGCCCCCCCCCCCCCCCAUCAACUCCUUCUAGGCCCAUUCUCAGACCUCCAGCUGUUCCUCUUGUUUCCCUGACUGAAGUGAAUGACAGGCAAGGUAGUCGCCAUUUGCAUAGAAACGUGUGCACAGUGUCAUUAAGCAAUUACUUCAAAUUCGACAAAGGAAGGACGGUCGGCAAGCAACUUCAGGUAGCAAGAUGGAUAGAAAAUAAACUGCGGGCUGUGGGUUUGUACACUUUUACACUUAAAGAGAAAUGAAUGUAACUGGAUUGCUCAGGGUUGACUUGGAGCAUGUUCAAAACUACUGGUCCAUCAGACCUGCAACUUUUAUGUAUACUGCGUUGAUGGAUUCAUCAAUAUUGUUUUGUUUGUUUCAUAAAGCUGAGAGUUCAAAACAAAACGGCAACAGUCAUUUCUCAUUUAGCUUGCACCACCGAUCUGUCUUGACGUUUUGUUGUUAGUUGUGAAUACUUGAAAAAAACAAACAAACAACCAAGUAGAUUCAGUACUACUUACACAGCAGAGUACAAUUUGUUUCAAAGUCUUCUCAGUUCCUUCUGCUAAAGCUGUUUAUAAAGUAGUCUAAAGUACUUGACUGUUUACCUGAACUGAUUUCAAACUCUGUGCCCACGUUAAGAGUCUCUUGUAAAUCCUCAUCUUAAAUACAAACCGUUUACCAGAUUAGAGAACAGCCAAGAUUCAAAUUCCAAUCCAAACAUCAUGACUACAUGAGUCCCUGUUUCAAAUCUUAAAACAAGACUCGUAUCAUUUAAAACUUUGUCGUGCUGGUGCAUACUGAUCAUGCUUAUUGGUAAGCAAUGCAUAAACAUGUAGUUGGUCCCUGUACCAGUUUCUGUAGCCAGGCAAGUGAAAUCACAGCUGGGGCCUCGGAUGACUCCUCUUCUUCUGCGCCAACCUGACCUGACGUAUGGGCCCAAUGACUGAUGUAGCUACCGUUCAAACACGCUCCCUACUGUUGAACCAGGGUUUGAUGUUGGAAACCAAAUGUCCAAAGUACUUGAUUGAUACAAAUCAAAACCGCACAUAUGACUUAAAAUGAUUCUGGUGAAAGGAUUGAGAAUGAGUGAUCUCAUCUUACGGAGUUGCAGUCUCAAUUUGCUUUGUGAGUCAAAAGCCGAUUGGCCCCAAUCCUGCAACGGUAGAACGAUGGAUCAUCUUCACUCUUGUGCGUUUGCAUAACAUUUUCACAAUGCAAGAUACAGUGGCUGUACAAAUAAGUAAAAAUAUAUCUAUAUAUAAAAAAAUAUAAACUAUUAUGUAUUUCAGGGAAUGCAAAAAAGAAAACAGUCAUUUGUUAUCUCUUUUUGUAAGAGAGAGCUUCUGUAUUCAUAAUGUGCUUUGCUUCGAUUUGUAAAUAGUUGAAUGGCUUAUAAAUCUUAAUUGUAACCUUUUCAGGUAUUUUUGUACAAAUAAGGGACUGAUAUAUUCUGUUUAUUGUAAUUAGAAUAAAACAUUAAUACAUUGCU